AUGAGUGCGGAGCAAGAGCAAGAUGAGGCACGGGAUGUCCUGCCAGACGCCUUACAGACAGGACGUGCAACAAGCUCCCCUGGACCUGGAUUUCGACAUCGACCACUGAGUCGUGCAGCAACUCUUGCUGAAUCGGCACCUCGAUUUUCUCGCAGGGAGAAUUCCAUAGCGUCCGAAUCUCUGUCUGACUCACGGCGAUCGUUCAAGGCGUCUACGGAUGACUUGUUUCUGCCACGAGCCACUGGCGAGCCUGAAACCAGGGAAUCCUCGAACUGGCACUCUAUACCAUUAGGUCUGGCUUUGUUACCCGCUAUUGGUGGGCUGUUCUUUCAGAAUGGUAGUGCUUUUGUUACCGACCUUACAUUGUUGGGCUUGGCUGCCCUCUUUCUGAAUUGGGCACUUAGGCUGCCAUGGGAUUGGUAUCAUUCGGCACAAGCUGUUGUGGUCAGGAGUGAAGCUCAGUAUUUCGAAUCGGUCCUCGACGACGGUAGUUCGCAAGAGAUGAGCGAUGUCAAUGUAUCACCAGAGCGAAGUCCAGACUCAGCAAAAUCUCAGCGUCUGUGGCAGGCAGAAAAGGAGCUGCGUGUUCACGAGCUAUUGGCAUUGCUUGCCUGUUUCGCCUUUCCAGCACUCGGCGCCUGGCUUCUACAUGCCAUUCGAUCGCAACUCACACGACCAUCAGAGAGUCUGAUCUCCGAUUAUAACCUGACAGUUUUCCUCCUCGCGUCAGAAGUGAGGCCACUUUCACACCUCAUCAAACUUGUGCAAGGAAGAACUUUGUUUCUACAACGCAUCAUCACUGUGACGGCCGAAGACAAGGAGAGUGAAACUGGCAGUCCUGGUGUCGACAACAUGUCAAAACGUCUAGAUGAACUAGAGGCUCGAGUUGCGAAUUCGGUUGUACUUUCCACAAAAUCUGAACCUAAUGGUCACUCCCCAACUGAGGAUCUAACUGCGAAAGUAACUGAUCAAGCCAACGCUGAACUAAGAAGAACCUUUCAGCCCGAGAUAGACGCCCUCAGUCGUGCCAUGCGUCGCUACGAGAAGAAGACGAUGACGUCUGCCAUCCAGAUCGAAGCCAGACUUCAAGAAUUAGAAGGUCGAGUUCAGGACGUGGUAAUCAUAGCAGCCGCUACACAGCGCAAUGCAGACAAACAGGCAGGCAAGUAUACAUUCAUCCUGGCAAAUUGGAUAUCAGCAUGCAUCGUGGUGCCAAUACAGUACGCAGUUUACGUAUUGACUUGGCCACAAAGGGUGUUGACGGCAGUCACUCAUUGGAUCAAAAGAAAGCUCGGUUUUACAGUCCCUCCUCCUAAGGGUCAGCAGGGUAAAAGUCCUACCAAGCUCGACUUGUCACGGCGCAAAAGCAACAAAGAGAGGUCAAAAUCGUGA
Messenger RNA from Lithohypha guttulata, 1392 nucleotides. RefSeq lists its product as uncharacterized. The record is from RefSeq and is a predicted model, not a curated record. The coding region runs from base 1 to 1392 and encodes 463 amino acids. The transcript has 2 exons. NCBI's taxonomy places the organism in Eukaryota, Fungi, Ascomycota, Eurotiomycetes, Chaetothyriales, Trichomeriaceae.